Paraphaeosphaeria sporulosa is the source of this 2798-nucleotide messenger RNA. RefSeq lists its product as uncharacterized. Bases 90 to 2726 code for a protein of 878 amino acids. The record is from RefSeq and is a predicted model, not a curated record. NCBI's taxonomy places the organism in Eukaryota, Fungi, Ascomycota, Dothideomycetes, Pleosporales, Didymosphaeriaceae. The transcript is spliced from 5 exons.
GGCGCGACCGACUCCAACACCCUCGAGCGGCACCGCCUACGCUACCCUGUAUUUGGUCCCGGUGAGGGGUCCGCCGGCCGACCAACAACAUGGACUUUUGGAAGGGGCUCUUCGGCGGCAGCUCUGCCGCGAGGAAGGCCGCCCAGGCCAACGACCCGCAACAGCGUCUGGCACGCUUCCGGCAGCGGUACAACCAGGUCCUGCAAACAUGGCACAAGUCAGAGUCGCUCGCCAGCGACCGCGAGGCCCUGGGCAAUCUGCGCCGCGGGUUCCAGGGCCUCACCAAGAUGAUCGAGGACGAAUCCCGCCUGCCCGCUCCCCACCUGUGCCUGAGCUUUGCCGCCGCCCAGCAGAUAUACACGGCCGUCUCCAAGAUCGCGGCCACCUCGCACGACGAGGGCAUGGUGCGCGAUGCGGUCCAGCUGUACAACGCCCUUAUCGAUAGCGAGGAGGAGGACUUUCUGGAGAAUGACGUAUUCGCCGUAUCGCUCAUGAACUUCAUCGGCCGGUCCAUCACCUCCAUAACACUGGGCGAGGACAUCGAAGCCGAUAUUGUCGAGCUUCUGUUCGGCAUCGCUGCCAAGAUCAGACUGCAGCCCGAGAUCCUGCCCGUGUGGUUCACCACCGCAUCCACCGACUUAAAUGGCCGCCUCGUCAACCAGAAGGUAGACUUUGCGGGUGUGACACAGAAGGAAGACUUUCCCCUGUGCUACCAGCUCAUCGACAAGGUCCAUCAUGAGGGCCGUAUCGGCGAGUUCGCGCGUAUGGGCCUGCUCUACAUCUUCGAGUCGGCGUCCAAGUCCCUGCCUCUGGAGCAAUGGAUCGUGAACAGUGACCUUCCCACUCUUAUGGCGACCGGUCUGGGUGCAUUGUAUAGCCAGCUUAGCAGACUCUUGUCCAUUCUGCACCCACCUGAAGGCAUGCCGCUUAUCCUGCAGCUCUCCGAUUAUUCUGAGAUGCGCACCAAUCCAAAUGCAAUCAGCCUGUUCUCGGAUGAUUUCCAAGGACAUCUUGUGACUUUCCUGUCCUACCUCACUUUCUGGCAAGAUGUCCUUGAACACUGUCGGUCAACUGAGGUGCGGCACACUUUGAUUGAUCACUUCCAAGUCCUCUUUCUCCAACAACUACUAUACCCUUACAUUGUUCAAUCAUCCGAUGUUGAUGGUGGUUCUUCUGUGGCCGUGCUCACAUAUCUACGCCGGAUCCUAGACGCGCUGGAUCAUCCCGAGCUUGUUCAGAUGAUCCUACAGUAUCUUCUUGCUCUGCCAGACUACUCUGCUGCUACGCCGCUAGACCCCCGAUCACCGGCUGCAGUCAGGCGGAGGCAGUCCCUGAUGCUACUGAACGGACCAAAGCAGGAAGAAGACAGCAUGUCUCCAUCCUUGUUCAACCUUGUCGAUUUGAUCUUGCAAAGCGCCGACUCCAGCAACCCGCAAACCGUCAUUGCUGCCUUGAAGCUUACGACCGUCCUUCUUAGUAAGAACCAUGGAUAUGCUCUCGGCUCCUUGGUCAAAGUCACAAACUUGCACCACAAGGAACCACAUCGAACAGUGGGCGCACUCAACGCCGAGCUCGACACGUACUUGAAUAUCGCUAUGGACCUUGGAGGCGAAGGUGGCGUCGAUGAAGCCUACGAAAGUCACCUCAAAGACAAACUAAGUAUACUCGAGUCGCACCCAUGUUCUCUCAAAGCUCUUGCACUCCCGUCGGCAUCGCUGCAGAGUCCUGGAUACUUCGAUGCAGAGAACGGCCCGCGAGAAGUUGGCCCGCAUCAUCUGAUCCCUGAAGAUCCGCUCUUCAAGUCUUUGGUCGACCUAUUAUUACGCUUCCUAACGAACGACGUGGAAACGAACCUUGCGCUUACAGAGGCCAUCAUCAGCCUUGGGUCGUGCAGUGAAUUGAGGCUAGAGGGAUGGCUGUCCGUGGACCCUUCAGACUACCGCUACCUGGAUGAUGGAGUCGAUUACGAGGCCUUUUCAAAUGAUAGCCUUCGAGAUAUGUACAAAGCUAGUCGCAAGCCGGUAUGGGACUCGACGGCAGCACCACAACUACUUGCAUGCCUACAGCAACUGCAAGAACAGGUCAGCGCACUCCGAGCCGACAUCCAAGACUGGGACGAGCACGUCGCCAGCCGCAAAGAUGCCUUCCGGUUCCACGAGGAGGUGCACGAUGCCAUGCGCUCGUCGACGCCGUCAAAGCCUCCCCGCCCGCCUACAGAAGCCCCAGCGGGAUCCUGGACACCCCAGAUACCCAAGACACCCUCGAGAACGCAGACACCCCGGGGACGAAAAGAAGGUCUGGAUCUUCGCGGGACACCGACGCCCUCUCCAGCGCCGUCUCGAUUGGGCAAUGUGCAUACAGGCGGGAGUCCGUCGCGCGGCAUGUCACCACUACCCGCACCUCAGGCGGGCAAACGGCAGAUGACGCUCAUGACGGACAUCGAUGCUAAUCUUUCAUCCAUCAAGAAGUCGGACUUUUUGAAGCGGCGAAUCCGCUUUAGGCGACCCGCUGGCUCGGAUACGGUCGAGGUGAUGCUGUCAAAGUACCUCCCGCCGCCCAAGGACGAGGGAGAGGAUGCAGCCGUCGAGGCGGAGAAGGACGACAUCAGGGAAGCCAGCUUGCUGCACAUCAUGACAAAUGUGGUGGUCCUGCAGGAGUUUGUGCUGGAGCUGGCGGCGCUGCUACAAGUGCGGGCGAGCUUGUUCGAGGAGGUGCGGCAUGUGUAGGCUAGCGGCGGGUGUAUAUGCAAGGGCAGAUAGUGUUGGUUCGUAGCGUGUCUUGCAGCAGAUUAUACCACU